GCGCAUGCGCGGAGCCGCCCGCAGCACGGCGACGUCCGCUCCUCGCCAGGUGCUUCCGGAUCGCGUCCGUGCGGGGCGGCGGCUCGGCGGCUGCUGCGGGCGCUCGGCGGUGCUGAGGGGUCUGCCGGGGGUUUAUUUUAUUGUACAAGCUCUUUGCUGCCAUAAUGAGGCUUGUUAUUCUUGAAGACUAUGAUCAGGCAAGUGAAUGGGCAGCCAAAUACAUCUGCAAUCGUAUUAUCCAGUUCAAGCCCACUCAAGGGAGGUACUUCACACUUGGCCUACCGACAGGCAAUACACCUUUGGGAUGCUACAAAAAGCUGAUAGAAUAUCACAAGAAUGGAGAUCUCUCUUUCAAAUAUGUGAAGACUUUCAACAUGGAUGAAUACGUAGGACUUCCCAGAAAUCAUCCAGAGAGUUAUCAUUCAUAUAUGUGGAAUAACUUCUUUAAACAUAUUGACAUAGACCCAAAUAAUGCUCAUAUUCUUGAUGGGAACGCUCCAGACUUACAGGUGGAAUGUGAUGCAUUUGAAAAGAAAAUUGAAGAAGCAGGAGGGAUUGAUCUGUUUGUUGGAGGCAUUGGUCCAGAUGGCCACAUUGCAUUCAAUGAACCCGGAUCGAGUUUGUCUUCAAGAACAAGAUUAAAGACUUUAGCAAUGGACACCAUUUUGGCAAAUGCUAAAUACUUUGAUGGAGACUUAUCUAAAGUACCAACUAUGGCGCUAACGGUUGGUGUGGGUACAGUGAUGGAUGCUAGAGAAGCUUCUGUUUUGCAGGUGAUGAUUCUUAUAACAGGUGCACAUAAAGCUUUUGCAUUAUACAAAGCUAUUGAAGAAGGUGUCAAUCAUAUGUGGACAGUUUCUGCUUUCCAGCAGCACCCUCGUACUAUCUUUGUGUGUGAUGAAGAUGCUACUUUAGAACUAAGAGUUAAAACUGUGAAGUACUUCAAAGGUUUAAUGCAUGUGCACAAUAAACUCGUGGACCCUCUGUACAGUAUGAAAGAAAACUGAGAGAAGAAUUGAAGAAGAACUGCAUGUGGGUCAACAGCAACAGUUUUAGGUAGCAGAUGAGUUCACUGCUAUGCAAUAUACUGAAAACUGUUUAAAAUGGGAAUCCUAGGUACUGUAUUCUUUUUUUUAAAAGGUCCAAUAUGUGUACAUUCACAUUCCAUCUCUAUUUGGUGUUGUGCAUUUUGCCUUGAUAUUUAUAACUCUGGCUGUUACAGUAACUAAAUGGAACAGAACAAAUCUGUGGAAGACUGCAUGUUAUGUAGGGGUGGAGGGGGGUGGGACAGAGCACUUAUUUUAGCACAGCAAUGCAUUGCAUCUGCCUGUUAGAGGAAGUGAUAGUUUAUUUCCAAUAAUCUGUAAUUGUGGCCUCCAUUAGUGCAACUACACUUUGCAUUUGUAUUCCUAGGCAGAAUGGUUUUGGCCUUUGUUAAAUACUAUGGACUUGUAAUAGCUGUGCAAUUUUUACUAUGAAACGUUCUGUUUACAUAAUGCACACUAAGCUUUUGCACUUGAUUGCCUUAAAUUUAAUCUUACACAAACAGUUUUUGGGCAUCUUGAGUCCUGCUGUACAAUUCAGGCAAAUAAAAAUAUGAAAAACAGUGCCUAAAACUGCACCCAAUUCUUAAAGUGUUAUAACUUAUUCUGGUUACUUACAUUAAAUGUUUGCCAUAGCACUUUUUCUUCUCAUGUGUUUCAAAUUACUUUAGGGUUUUUAUAUUUUUAGUAAUUGUGCUUUAUAUAGAAGGAAAGAUCUAAAUGUUCCUUUCUGUAUAUACCUGUUUAAUUGUAUUGGAUGGUGUCAUUAAAUGCCUAGAAUGAGGUUAACUUACAGGAACAUGGAGUCUACAAAUUCAAAUGAUAGUGUAUUAAAGUCUGCUGUUAACCACUCUGUAAUAAUUACCUCUUACUGUAUCGCUAUAAAUACUGAACUGUCACAAGGAAUGUUAUUUCCCACUUUGAAUAAGUAAAACUUAAAUCUAAAUCUAUCUUU
This is a messenger RNA of Lagopus muta (rock ptarmigan), 1998 nucleotides long. It is a transcript of the gene GNPDA2, whose product is annotated as glucosamine-6-phosphate deaminase 2. Gene Ontology annotation, molecular function: glucosamine-6-phosphate deaminase activity; identical protein binding. The record is from RefSeq and is a predicted model, not a curated record. The transcript has 7 exons. Gene Ontology annotation, biological process: N-acetylneuraminate catabolic process; D-glucosamine catabolic process; carbohydrate metabolic process. Gene Ontology annotation, cellular component: cytoplasm. Bases 165 to 1007 code for a protein of 280 amino acids. NCBI's taxonomy places the organism in Eukaryota, Metazoa, Chordata, Aves, Galliformes, Phasianidae.